AGCCCGUUUCAGUGGAAACGCCGCAUGUUUUGUUUCUCUUGUUUCCGUUCUCGGAGCUCAGUGAUGUGCGGAAAGAGCGAUCGGGAGCCUCCUCAGGCCGGGAACGGGCGCUGGUGCUCCCUGGCUCUGCGGCAGGUUUGAAGGAGCCGGGAGACUCCGGCGGGGAAGGCCGAGCAGAGAAGCGCCCAGCGCCCACAGUUCAGGCUGUGGAAGGGCCGCCGCCUCCGCCUCGCUCUCGCGCGCGCACGAGCCCCACAUGCGACCUGCAAAUGUGGGGAGAGAAGCGACUUCUCUACAUCCCCUUGAGCAAUACAUAAACAUGGAGGCGGCUGCUGGGAAGCCAGGCGGCGAGGACGACGACGAGGUGGUGAUGAUGGUGGAGCCGCCGCCGCCGCCGCCGCAGCAGCGGCAGAGCCCCGCCGGCAACGGCGUGGGGGCUCCCGCCGACUCGGCCAUGGACAGCUACUUGCGCUCUCAGGGACUGUACCGCAAGCGGGUGGCGAAGGACGGCUCGUGCCUCUUCCGUGCCGUGGCGGAGCAGGUUUUCCACUCUCAAUCUCAGCAUCUUGACAUUCGGAUGGCCUGUAUAAACUACCUGCGGAAAAACAGAGAGCAGUUUGAAGCGUUUAUAGAGGGACCAUUUGAAGAAUAUUUGAAGGGUCUGGAAAAUCCACAGGAAUGGGUUGGACAAGUGGAAAUAAGUGCCCUUUCACUUAUGUACAAAAAAGAUUUUAUAAUAUAUCAGGAACCAAAUUCCACUCCUUCGCAUGUCACUGAAAAUGGCUUUCCUGACAAGGUACUGCUGUGUUUUUCAAAUGGCAGCCAUUAUGAUAUUGUUUAUCCUAUAAAAUAUACACUUAAUGCUGCUCUUUGCCAGUCUAUUCUCUAUGAAUGGCUGUAUGAGAAAGUGCUUGAUGUCAACGUGAGUCAAAUCAUAGAAGAACUUACCCCUCCAGAUGUGACUAAGGAUGGCAAUGGGGAGAGUGAAGCCUCUGACUCAGAGGAUGAAGGCACAGAAAGUGAAACAGCCACACUAAGUUAUACAAAUGGAUUGAAGCCCCGUGUGGGCGAGAAGCUUCACAAACAUGGAAAAUCCAACCCUAUUACCUUGCCUAAAAAUGUUCUCAGGUCACUCAAUCCAUCAGUUUACCAAAACAUUGAAUAUGAUGUCUGGCAGCAAUCAAAGCGAGAUCAGCAAAAACGGGAUUUUUCUAUUGCUGCUGGCAUGCAAUAUUCAGUUGGAGAUAAAUGUCAAGUCCGUUUAGACCACAAUGGAAGGUUUUACAAUGCUCACAUCCAAGAAGUUCAGUCUGCAAAUGGGCCGGUGGUGGUCUUCGUGGAAGAACUUGGUGCCAAGCAUUCAGUGUUGUUGAAGAACCUUAAACCCCUUCCACAGGGAGCUCCUCUGGAGAGCUGGAGCACUGUGCUGGGAAAGAAGAUAAAAAAACCUGCUCCAGUGCAUGGGCAAAGCAUUCAGACGGAUGCCGAUGGCAGAGAGUCAAAGAAUCCAAACAAGCCAGUGAGAACCCCGUUGGUGCUGCCUCCUCGGCUGCAGGGCCCAAGGCGGCAGCAUCACUUACCCAGUCCCGGGAUGCGUUCGGAGCAACCCUCUCCUGAGCACAAAAUGCCAGUCCGAAAUCCCUCGCAGGUUGCAAGAAAGGCUGAUCGUGAGAGAACAGAAGAGUUGGACUCCACAAAUAGGGAUUGUAACUAUUUUGGCCUCUCUCCAGAGGAACGCAGAGAGAAACAGGAGAUCGAAGAAAUGCAUUCACUUUAUGAGCUUCAGUUACGGGAUGAAGAAGCCUUUCCUGCACUUUCGAACUCCUCAGGGUCUCAGGUAGCUACUCAGACGACUGAUAAUUCUGGAUGGAGGAAACCCCUAGUCCUUAACGGGAGACGAGCUAGAAGUCUGAAAGAAGAAAAGGAGGAUGCAGAAGCCAUGGAGGAGAAAGCACCCAGUCCUGGGCAGACCCCCUUAGAUCAGAUGCUUGAGCCCAAAAUAUCUAAGAACAGUGGGGUAAAUGUCGCAGAGGCAGGUGCAUCACCUCCCUCAAGUCCUGGAAGUACACAGUCCCCAUCUGUUGAGCAGAGCUUGCAGGAACCCUUGCAGGGUGCAAAUCCCACCUCAUCUUUGGCCUUUCCCGAGAUGCAUUUGCCUCCCACAGUGCCUUCUCUACCAGCCGUUGUGCCAGCGUGGCCAAGUGAGCCAACAACCUAUGGACCAACAGGUAUUCCACCCCAAAUACCUGUGUCAUCAGUGAUGGCAACGCAAGCAACUGGACUAGAUUCCACUAUCUCUCAACCUCAGAUGAGCUCCAGUCCAGUUACUGGUAUUCCAGUAUCGCUCCAAGCAGUUAACCAGCCUUUAAUGCCUUUGUCUCAAACACUGAAUCCUUACCAGGAUCCGCUGUACCCUGGAUUCCCUCUAACCGAAAAGGGGGAACGAGUCAUUACACCUCCGUACUCUUUGUGCAGCACAGGGGAGGACCUACCAAAUGAUAAAAACAUCCUCCGAUUUUUCUUCAAUCUUGGUUUAAAGGCAUACAGUUGUCCCAUGUGGGCCCCACACUCAUAUUUGUACCCUCUACAUCAAGCUUGCCUAACAGCCUGUAGAAUGUACCCAAAGGUGCCGGUUGCAGUCUAUUCACACAACCCUUGGAUGCAAGAGCUGCCUUUGACUCAGAAUGGAAAUGAAGCUGCACAGAUAGACGGACAUUUUCCUGUGCAGGACGAAGUUGGGAUGAAUGGCCAGAACCCACAGACAGACACCAUGCCUCAUUCCAUGCCCCUGUUCAUACCUGCUGCUCAACUGCCGGAAAGCCAAGGGCUUGUCUGCGUAGAGUCUGGGAAUCCAGCACAAGCGCUGCAUGCUGAAUACGACGAGUCCUUGGGAGGCAAAAGCAUGUACCCACAGCCUACAUUUGGUGGGCAGAAUCCAUUUUUAGGGCCUGUUCCAGUUGCACCACUUAUCUCUCAUCUUUGGUAUGGCUAUCCUGUUCAGGGCUAUGUUGAAAAUUCUGCGGUGAGGCAAGUUGUUGUGCCACGUGAGGACAAUAGAGCAGAUGCCAGCUUGCCUGAGUGUGGUUCUCCGAGUCCCGUGGCAGGAUGUGCAGAGUCGCAGGAGGCCAAGAGCGAAAGCAGCGGCCAAGGCCUACCUCUCCUGCCUACAACUGUCACCAAGAGCGAAUGUAAUGUUCUAAAUAAAACCUCAACCAGAGUGCCUAGGGACCAGCAGACUGGUCCUGCUACCCAAACUCCCACCCAAGUGAAGUCUGUACUCCAAAAUGCUUCCACGGAGACACGGCACAUCAAGAGGCAGUUGGUGUCGACGCCAAAACCUGAGUUGAAAAGCACUGCUUUUAGUCCCAAAGACAAGACUGUCAAAGCUGGUGUUGCUGGCAAUGGAUCAGCUGCCUUGGAAGAAAGUAGGGUACCAAGGACAAGGGAAGAGAGUUCUGAAGAUGAAUGUGAAGUAUCUAAUAUGCUGAGAAGUGGCCGGUCAAAGCAGUUUUAUAAUCAAACUUAUGGAGGUGGUAGAAGACCUAGAAGCGAUUGGAGCCAUCAUCCUGGGAGGGGGGGAUACCAGUAUCCAAGAAAUGAGGAGCCCUGGAAGGGGCCACCCACCAGAAACAGAGAUGAAGGCUAUCAGUAUCAACGCAGUUAUAGAGGAAGGCCCUAUCGGCAUGAGAGAAGAAGAGCAAACAUGGGAGAUGGCCAUCGUGGGCAUCCGUUACCUUGAGUACGUCGACUACUGGAAGACUUCUAACAUGCAUACUAAAGUUGAUGGAGCUAAAAUAUGCCCUAAGGCUUGCACUCUUUCUGCUUUGUUUCAAGAUCAGAAUGCCCUUUUGUAUUAUUGGAAGAGUGACAUAAGCUCCCAAGUGUUAUAUAAUUUUUUGGCUAUUAAAACUGCUAAAUUUGGUUUAUUUGAAUUCUGGAAACUCCAUAUAACUAUUGCGUUUCAAAUACUAAAUGUAGUUUUUGGUUUGGGCUUUAUUCCCCCCCACCACCACCUUGAAUCUGGUAGAGAGAGAAAGAAGUAGCUAGAUUGAAAACUCACUGCAGUUGAACAUUUGACAUGACAAUGAAGAAUGUUGCACCAAAUAGAAUGUAUAUUGUAGUAUAAUGUACCUUGGGUCCGAAUCAGAGGUGGGGAACCUACGGCUUUCCAGAUGUUGUUUGGCUCUCAAGUCCCCAGCAGAAUUGGAAAUGUAGUCCCAACAGGUGGGCGGCCUCUGGUUCUCAACCCCUGGCAUAGCCUCAGCUUCCUGUUGUUUUUGAUGUGCUUCCAAUCCAAAGGCCUUUCAUCUCAAAAUUUGUGAAAACUUGAAUGUGUGAGGUUGUGUGUCUUACUUCAAUGAAAAUGCCACAUACGGCAGUUGUCUAGCCUUGUGUCUUAUAGAUGGGUUAUAGUGUUUUAUUCAUAGGGGUAUAUUUUUUAAUUUUAUAUUUAUAAAGCAUUUCUUGAAUUAGUCAAAGCAAUCAAAGAUACCUGUGUGUAAAGUACGUAGGAGGUUCAGUUCAGUGGUGAAUUCUUCCAAGCAGUCUUAACACUGGUAGGACUGUUAUGAUGCCUAUGCCAACUAUGUAUAUAAGACAAAAGUAGAUGCUAUGCAUUUCCAGAAUAGUUUUUCAUCUGUUACAAUACAACUUUUAAGAUACUUUUGCACUGACAAAUUCCUAAACGGGAGAGAUGCAUGUAAUAGAGCUGUUGCAUUUGUUUUGUUUUUAAAAGCAAGGCUUAGGUUGAACUCAUUGCAUUUCUUUUUCUUUGCACUGUUGAAACUGGUUAUAUUGCUGUUUUUAAAAGCUGAGAGAGAUUUCUGACUUACUUUUACACUCAAUCUGGAUGCUUUCUUCUGCCUCGCACAACACUGCAAUGUGCACUCCAUUUGUUUUGCUCUGUAAAACUGAUCUGUGUAUAUUUGUCUGUAUAUUUCACUGUAAAAGGUGAUGGUUACUUUUUAUUCAUGUCAAAGAGAUUGUAUAACCUUUUUUUGAUCAAGACCAUUGAGUCGGACUAUGAAUUCUUUUCAAAUGCAUGCUAUAUAAUUAAAAAUGUUUGCCCUUUCUGAUACA
Messenger RNA from Elgaria multicarinata webbii, 5079 nucleotides. RefSeq names its product OTU deubiquitinase 4 (gene OTUD4). Gene Ontology annotation, biological process: negative regulation of interleukin-1-mediated signaling pathway; regulation of protein K48-linked deubiquitination; protein deubiquitination. Lineage: Eukaryota; Metazoa; Chordata; Lepidosauria; Squamata; Anguidae. The transcript has 22 exons. Gene Ontology annotation, molecular function: K63-linked deubiquitinase activity; cysteine-type deubiquitinase activity. The coding region runs from base 257 to 3739 and encodes 1160 amino acids. The record is from RefSeq and is a predicted model, not a curated record.